UUCUCGCUUAGCUAACCUAUAUGACCGAAAGCUUGGUUGCCUUAGCUAUUUUCCGCUGUAGCGUUAGUUAUCGCCCAUUUUGGCGUAGGAUUGUGGUUCUAGCCGCUGAACUGCGAAAAAGAAUGGUCGAUAUCCGACGGACUUGGGAUGCUUCCAGCUCUUCGGCCUGGAUGGCGCAGCUGCCUCUGCCGCUCCUGAAUGUUCCGCUGUGGAAUCUCGCCAUCCCUGGCAGCCAUGAUAGCAUGGCGUACUGCCUGGACAUACAUUCCCCAGUUCUCCAUUCACAGCCCAAGAUACUGAGAGUGCUGGACCACAUUGUUCCCUGUUUCAUUCGACCGUGUGUGAAUAAGUGGGGUACCACUCAGGAGCUGAUCAUUUCCUCUCAGCUGGAAUCAGGAAUUCGUUUUCUGGACCUAAGAAUUGCACACAAGCCAAAAGAUUCGGAUCAGUCCUUAUACUUUGCCCAUGGGAUAUACUCUUUGGUCACUGUUAAGGUGGCCCUCACUGAAGUUGCUCGCUGGUUGGAGCAGCAUUCUACAGAAGUAGUCAUAAUCGCUCUCUCUGCCUUCGAUGACAUGACCCCUGUCCAGCACAACAACCUCAUUGACUUUCUCAAAAGGCUAUUUGAAAAGAAACUCUGUCCCAAAUCAGAGAUUCCUUCCCUGAAAACGUGCUGGUUGCGUGGUUAUCAGGUCGUUAUGUCGUACGCUGACCCAGCGGGGUCUGGUCAUGAGGAACUGUGGCCAGUUUGGGAUUACUGGUGGGGGAAUGAGUCAGACCCGAAUCUGGUCAUCUCCUACCUGCAGCAUCAGAAGGAGACAGUGGGAAGACCAGUGGGCUUCUUCAUGGCCGGUCUGAAUCUCACAGAAGAUGCAAGAUAUGUGCUUCACCAUCCCGGGCAGUCUAUGAAGAGCAUGACUGUCCGUGCCUAUGGUCUGCUGUUGGACUGGCUCAAACAGCAGCGCCCUGGUGCCCAGAAAACCUCCCUGAACAUCAUCUGCGCAGACUUUGUUGGGAUUUCAGGAAAUGAGUUCACUCGGGUAGUUGUUGCACUCAAUACGCAACUUUUAAAGCAGGACGUAUUCAGUGGAUGACUUCCUUUACCACUAAACAGUGAGAUUUUGCGCUUUGUGAAAAGGUCUAGUUUGAGAAGACUAGACUGAACCCUGCAUGUCAUUUUGUGACAGAAAAGAGCCAUUUAAUGAAUGUUUGUUUAAAAUUGUUUCAUUGUAUUGUUGAUUUACCAAAUCAAUUAUUUUAUGUUUACGCAUUUAUAGUUUGUUUUCUCUCUUGUAACACUUCCUGAUUUUAAAAAUGACCUUCCCCGUUUCUGCAACCGAAAGGGUUCAUUGCCUCUGCAGUGCAGUUUAAUUGCGCCAUCUAGAGGUCAUAAUCUGUAAAGCAGAACUCCUCCGAAAAAUUCGUUUUGAACUCAAUAUAACGUCGUAUUUGUAUGUUUUGAUUAUCUUUUAGGGUUUCUGUUAAAAUCCAAAUCAACAUGUUGCAUGUAUAUGUGCUGGAUAUGCGCUUGCUUUUCAGCGUCCAGUUUACAAAUAUUAAUGCACUCUUGCUUGCCAUUUUAAAAGAAAUAUUUUCCUGGCAGUGGAGAAAAACCUGUCAGUAUUUUGGGCCAUCAUCCUUUUGAGGAUGUUUGUAAGCUGUUCACUGAGUGACACUUUUAUAUUUAUAUAUUUAUAUAAAAGUGCUACUAAUUGUUUGUUAUAUUAUCAUCCAUCUCAGAUAGAUGGUGAGGCUAAUGUCUUUUUAAUAAUAUUUUUAAAGCACCUUUUGUAAUAUUCUGGCUCAUCUCGAAUAUCUCCCUGUAAUGUGCUUACCGUUUUAUUCUGUUUUAAGUAGUAAUCCAGUUCACUGAUGCCUUCCUUGCUGCUAUGGCCUUGUAUUUGAUCAAUAAAUGCGAGGGGUUUAUUAA
This is a messenger RNA of Electrophorus electricus (electric eel), 1930 nucleotides long. RefSeq names its product PI-PLC X domain-containing protein 1. NCBI's taxonomy places the organism in Eukaryota, Metazoa, Chordata, Actinopteri, Gymnotiformes, Gymnotidae. Gene Ontology annotation, biological process: lipid metabolic process. The record is from RefSeq and is a predicted model, not a curated record. Gene Ontology annotation, molecular function: phosphoric diester hydrolase activity.